GCCUGUCAAGACUCCUGUCAUAGCUGCGGUUAGAUAGGGUAUUUGCGUGCAAUGUUCCCCACCGACUCUUGACAGUUUAUAUAACUAAAAGAAGGACGAUUUUAAUUAAUACCACUUAAAGAAAACAGUAUGAUGUUCAUUUCGGUGGAUUGGAGAGUCGUACGACUGUUGUUUAUGUUUGUGGUGACAAAUUGCGCUAGCGGAACAACGCGUGCCACCGAUUUCUUGGAUACCCACCAAAAGUCGGUUGUGACGACUUCUCCAAGUGUGUUGGGGGACUCGACCAAGGCGGCGCCGUUUCAUGUUUACAACCAGGCGCUACAACUGCCACACAAUGACAAGACUGUCUAUUUGGAUAUUGUACAAGAGCUAAAGGUUUCCUUAGUGUUCUAUGAGCUAGCAACACAGAGUGGCCACAUUGCUGUUGAUCUGGAGUCGUCGGGAAGAUACCUCGACGAACUGGAGAAGCCAGUGUUGGAACUGGAAACACUGACAUCAGUAACAGCAGUCACAUUCAAACUUCACAUUAGACUUAAGACACCAGCUUCUCGUUUUGGGUGGGAGAUCUUCGCAGCUAUUGCGGCAGUGUUUGUCGUUGUCGUGGUUGUGUUGGUCUACUGUUACUACAAGAAACAUGCCACAUACAGGUACAGAGUCCGGGAGCCUGACGAUCUGUUUUGUGAGGUUGAUACGUUGGAUACGAACACCGUGGAGGGGCCGAGCUGCAGUCCACGUGCUGGCAGGCGCAAGAUAACUGAGAAUCAGGAAGAUUGGGGACCAGUUGAGAGCAGUGUUUCCUGGAAUGCCUCUGGUUCCUCCAGAAGAUGGGAUGACGGCAGGAUUCCACAUUCUAACCGGAUGACAAGAGACAAGAUGAACCAGAUCUCAGAACAAGAGGACUCUACCCCCUCAGAUUCACCAGCCAAUGCUUUGCAAGGAGAGAGUCUGCCGUCCUCAGUUGUCAUGGCAACCAUGCAUGAUGACAGGCUGUCACCAUCGCAGGAGUCUGUCGCCAGGGUGACCCUCCAUGGAAACAGGCUAACACCCCCAGAGCUUUCACCUACUACCUCGCUGGCCGAAUUAGAGGCAUUAUGGGAUGGAUUUCCUUACAUAGAUGAUUCUGAUGCUGACAACACACAGACACAUGUACGGACGGACACUGAGGAUGCUGGUGGUCGUCAUGGCAGUCAGUUAUGCAGAUCGAGAUCACGGGGCAUGUGUCAGUUGCCGCCAUCGUACUUCUUCCUGUUUCUGUCUGUCUUAGCUGUAAUAGCCGUCUGCUCCGUGAACCCUUCACACUCAAAACACGUGCUCAAAGUCGGUGUGCCUGCUCAUAUUAAACUUAGAAAAGUUAGAAUGUAUUCUGUGGAGCCCGACUUGACCGAUUUCUCUGCUCAGAAUUCCAGUUAUGCCUUAGUGUCUCGCUUACAACUCUUGGAUUACUCUAGUUGUCAAGGAAACCUUUCUGCCUGUGAAACAUUUGCAUUGUGUGAUGCCGUCGAUUCGAUGCUGUCGUGCCGAUGUAAACGAGGUUUCUACCUGGAAGGUUUACAGUGUACAGCUUGUCGGACAUCUUGUUCAGAGGGUCACUUCAUGACGAGUCAGUGUUCUGCUGGGCACGAUGUCGUGUGUACACCAUGUACCCAGUGUAGAGGGACGACGUACGAGGCCGCCCCAUGUACUUCCACUCAGGACACCAUCUGUGUAGAAGUAUCAUUUCCAGUGGGUAUUUUACCAACAAAUGCAAGUGUUCUGUUAGAUGAUGGCACCAGUCUGGGUGUAGAGACAUCAGACAACGUGUUUAUGGAGCGACUGCGUGACAUGCGUGAACUGGAGGAGUCGAUGUAUGUGACCAAUCACCAGCAGGCGAUGAACUUUGUGUGGCACCGUGACUCGGGGCUGGAGAUCAAGAUCAGCGUCACCGGCGUCUACCUCGUCCCAGAGUAUGUGGACAUCGACCACGUUGGUGACAACCCCUUCUACAUGCACAGCCACAACAUCACCAACAAACAGAAGAAAAGAUUCAAGACCAUCACAGAGAAAUACUGCAGAAAUCCACUGCCAGAUUACUACAGUCUUCACCUAGAUAUUGUACGUGAUAGGACGUCAACAGCUGACCUAAUCCGGUGUGAUUCCCAGAAUGCAUCUGUGCCAAAAUGUCCAUCACAUUACAAAGAUGGCGACAAGUUUCUGCUGAGACAUAUUAAUACACCAUGCCCCAAGUUUCAGAUCAACUCUCACCGCAGCAAGAGUCUUCCGAAGCUGGAAGACCUCAGUAACAGCGUGGUGUGUCCCGGGGAGAGCGGCCUGGCGAGACUGCUGGGCAUCCCGAACCCCUCCGUCCAGCGGCUGACCUUCCCCAGCGAGGAGUGCAAGUUCCACCUGGAGCAGUGCACCGAUUGUCUCGCUAAAAACACCUGUACUAACCACAGUGCUGAUGCACCAGUUCACAGGGAAUGCUGUAAUGUGAACUGCUACAAACACCCGACUUGUACACAGGCCUUCAGUUCAACAUGCCCGGACAUGCAGGUGGAAUGUGCUUCAGGGGAUAUUUAUGUCUUCACAUUAUCGCCAGUCUUUGAAUCAAUGAAGACGCGAUUCAUGUGUCACGUGCAGUACGAGAAACCCAGUCACCUCUACAACGUGGAAUACGCCGUGCGCAUACCCAACCUGAACUACGUCAUCGAGCGGAACUUCACCAUCAGCAGCCACGACCUCGCUUCACACCGGUCGAUGAAGUCACAACUGGACUUCCUCAGCGUGUUCCACGACACGUGGUUUCCACUGGAGGAUGAAGCUGUGCUCGUCGGAAGGCAUCACCAGGUCUUCGAGCAGAUGGGCGAGUUCUCCAUCCACUCGCUCAAAGAAGCAGACGAUUUCUUCCCACAUCAUUACGCCGUGAGGCAAGAUAUGCCGACCCGCUUCUCCACACUGAUCCAGUUUGACCGUCCAUUUAGAUACAGCGCACUGUCGUUUAUCAACGGCGGCUGCGAGAAAAAUGUGUCUCAGGUGUUUCCCAAUCAGACGAUUUACAGGUCAGAGUCAGUUCCUGUGACGGCAAAAUUUCUAAAGGAGAAUGGAGAGAUUCACUAUCAGCUGUAUCGCACAGACCGGUCUCCGUUCAUCAGACUGUACAUCAACAAGAGUGAGCCCGUGCUGUCAGUCUUCCAGGCAAAUCUGGUGGGUAACAGGAUCGACUCAGCAAGUCUACACGCCAACAUCACGUGGAACAGUAAAAUGAGAGUGUGGAAGUUGACUGUGUCAGGUUUAUUGAGCGGCUGUCCAGGUAUCUUAGCGAUCCGAAUUUUUGACAAACUCCAGUCACAGUGCCUUGGUCACUUCGAGGCCUUUGUGAACUGCCCCAAACGCUUUACUCUCCGAUUCAACAUAUCGGACUCGAAACCACAGCUUCCCGACAUUUUUGUUGUCUAUGUUAACGAUUCGUCGACUUCACACAGACUGUUUUUAACAUCGGUCAUCGUUCCAGAAAACAUGGCUGCCAUGACCUCAGAUGCAGGAGGAAUCACAGACACGUGGGAAUCCGAUACAUUCUCUCCGUGGAUCCCGAUUAUUCUAACAAUUUCUUUGUCUAUAAUGAUGUUGGUGGUGCUGUUCGUUGUGUAUUUGUGUUUUACUCUGUCCACGCCAAAAUACAUGGAUGAGAUGACUGACAAACCAGAGUCAGCCAUGUUGAAUAAUUUAGACAGACCACAAGAAAGUGUGAAAAAGACUCAAAAAAAAGGAGCUUCCAAAAUUCUCAUUUGCUGGUUGGUUGUGCUUUACGUGAUAUACUCCAUUGUUUUCACAUUUUCCUUGGCCUUUGGGCUGCUUUACUUCACCCAUAUGUCAAUGUUUUCAAACUAUUCUGGGAUUGUCAAUCUGACCUCACAGCUUCAGAACCAGAUGAAUGUUUCACUGCAGCAUAUGAAAGAGUUUGAACAAGAGCAGAUAACUCUGAUGAUUAACGUCUUCAAACAGAGGCAGAUGGCUUGUACGCACCAUUUAAACAUGGAAAACAGACAGAUUGUUAAUGAACACAUCAAGAUAAUGGAGAAACAGUUAGCAGUGAUCUAUGUAGCAAAUGGCUCUUUACGAUACAUGGCAGAAAAUUUAAUGGAAGAAAAGUCUUCGAAACACGUUAAAAAAGUGGAGGCAUUUUUCCGUGAAUGUAACCAAACUGUUGAGGAGUAUUUUCAUCGAUUUAGUGAAAAUUAUUACAAUUACUUGAAAGAGGUUGUGCACAACGGGUGGUUUGAUUUUCCUCGAGAGAUGUUUUCCAAACAGAACAGUCGAGACAAAACGGUGGAGCUGUCAAUGCCACACCUUCUCAAGUUUCUCUCAUGGCUGCAGAUUGACCGAGCAGACAACUUGAUGUCAGUAGGAAACAAGAUUUCUGAAAGAUUAACAAAGGAAUCUCCUUACGUCUUCUCAUUAUUUUCAUCUCUGGACCUCCGGCAACCGGCACAUGUGGAAAUUCCCACGAUAACCAUUAAAAAUUCUCACACCAUCAGAUACAAGCAUUUAAUUUUACCAAGACCAAAAUGGAAACCUACCGAAAAGAAUACUCAGAGAACCAACCAAAGGGAGGUAACCAUUAAGAAGACCAAUGAAAAGGAUGCAGACUUGAGUUUGUCGUCCGAUUGUGAGAUUGCAUUAUACGGGUUAAUAGCGGUGUUUGUUUUGCUCGAUGUUUUCCUGUGGGUCUACCGCUUCACGUGGCUGUACAAGGAGGUACAGGAAGCUCUGCAAGGAAGGGAAGAACCCAUCCCGACCGACAACAUAUCGCGGAAGGUCUUGAAAAUACAGACGGGUCAACACCCGCCGAGAGUGUCCGAGUCUUAUGACCAACAGUACAACUGUAUUCAGAACUCAGAAAACAUGCGCUGGAACUCGGACCAUGAACUAUACGUCUACUUCUGUCAGUCGUACCCGAAAUCGAAAGAAGACAUCCUGCGAGAGAUAUGGUCGCACAAGAUGAACCAGAAGCCGAAGGUGUCGAAGGAGAAGUUUCGUCUGUGGCCAGUGAAGAACAUCCUGCACUGCUGCUGGUGGAUCCACCGAGCCCUGCUCUCGAAGCUGCUGUGGCGCUUCACCCAUUCAUGUGUGGUUGUGAUUUUACUGUGCUAUCUCGUCUACCUGCUACAGUACUGGCUGGAUGAGGGCAAUGUUGAGGUGUUGUUGGGGGCCGACUUGUUGCUGUUGGAGCUGCAGUGGCAGGCGGCCGUGGUGAACAGAUACCUCGCAGCAUCGGCGUCACACCUCAACGGCCUGCUGGACAACCUGGCAACGUUCGUGCAUCGCGAAGUGGGAGAGUCGAACACCUUCAUGUACGCCACUAUGCAAAGACAGAGUGACCUGCUCCUGUCUGUUAUGUCUGAGCUGUGUAACAACACAUCAAACGUUGCCUGUGAUUUGGGAGAGAUCCGUAUGCCUUCCCUGUCACCGCUUACACCCUGCAACUUUCUUCCCAUACAACAUCAUAUAUUUGAUGAUUUUGAUUUCUCAAACAUCUCCUCAUUGAUAAGUCAAGAGUUGUCUCCCUUGCUAAACACUGCUCGGAGUCUGUGCUUCAACACAGCCUGUGUCAUAAUCCUGUUUGUUUGUGCUAGGAUUGUGUGCCACGUGACCGCCAGGAUUGUGAAGGAUUACCUGCUGGUCACCGGCCGAUUACCUCAGAUUAUCAUCUAUCAGAUUAGUAACGGUGUCGGGGUGAUGGCUGACGCGGGGGUGGAGCCGGUAGCGGAGAUUCACCGCAGCGGGUCCUGGCUCGAGAGCUGCGAGAGCGGUGUGUACGUGGGAGAGAACGACGAUUCAGCCAGAGAAUCAACCAUUUAAAUAUUCAAACUGAUACCCGAGAAUCUACUAUUUAAAUAUUCAAUAGGGUACCCGAGAUCAGCUGUUUAAAUAUUCAAACUAAUACCCGAGAAUCAACUGUUUAAAUAUUCAAACUGAUACCCGAGAAUCAACUGUUUAAAUAUUCAAACUGAUACCCGAACUGAUACCCGAGAAUCAACUGUUUAAAUAUUCAAACUGAUACCCGAACUGAUACCCGAGAAUCAACUGUUUAAAUAUUCAAACUGAUACCCGAACUGAUACCCGAGAAUCAACUGUUUAAAUAUUCAAACUGAUACCCGAGAUCAGCUGUUUAAUAAAUAUUUAAAGUGUUACCAGAGAAUCAAGUGUUUAAAUAUUCAAACUGAUACCCGAGAUCAGCUGUUUAAUAAAUAUUUAAAGUGUUACCAGAGAAUCAACUGUUUAAAUAUUCAAACUGAUACCCGAGAAUCAGUAAUUUAAUAAAUAUUUAAACUGCUAUUAGAUUAUCAACUAUUUAAAUAUUUAAACUACUUUCAGAAAACCAGCUAUUGGCCAUUUAAAUAUUCAUUUGGCUACCAGAAAACCGGCUAUUUAAAUAUUUAAACUGCUAUUAAAAUAUUUAAACCACCAAAGAAUUGAAGUAUUUAAAUAUUCAAACUUUUGCCAGACAAUAGACUUGUUUAAAUAUUCAAACUGGUACCUAAAAGUCCACUGUUUAAAUAUUCUAAGACAGAAUCAGUUAUUUGAGAAAAUCAAGUCUAUAAAUAUUCUAAGACAGAAUCAGUUAUUUGAGAAAAUCAAGUCUAUAAAUAUUCUAAGACAGAAUCAGUUAUUUGAGAAAAUCAAGUCUAUAAAUAUUCAAACUACUACAAGUGCACUUAAAGGAAAAUGGGGGGACCCCCCCCCCCCCGAAUUAUUUUUGUGUACAAUCGUGAAACAUUUCCUACCGUAUAAAUAAAGUAGAGUACUGUAUUGACCCAUGCUUAUAAAACUUUUUGUCUAAACUUAGUUGCACGAUAUUGUAUUGCAGAGGAAUACUGGUCAUAAAUACAGCCCCAUUAUGUUACAUUUUCAGUCUACAUUCACCCUGAAGUGUCAUAUUUAUUAUAAUCCACAUGGUUCAACAUAAGCGAGUUAAUAAAAACCAUAUGAAGCACAUGUAUAAUAACAAGUGUAAAGAUGUAAUUUGGGAAUAGACGUUGUAACAUGAAGUCUCUUCCCGUCCUAGCUCAGACUGUGUAUGUGAAAUAUGACGUCAUUUUGUGUCUCCUCUGAUUGAAACAUUUUGAGAUGGCCUUUGUUAUUAAUUAAAAAUAACCAGAAUAAUAGGGAUAAUAAAGAAAUUAUUACUCGCACGUGUGUUGUACCGAUUUUACGAAACUAAUGUCCGGAUUUAUGCAUUACCCUUGCUCUCGCUCGUGGAAAUAACAAAAUCCUAACUUGUUUCGUAAAGCGACUACAACACACAAGUUUAUACAGUAAUCUCUAUUUAUAGAUGAUUAUUUCAGGUGUGUUUAUUUUAAAUGCAGGGGGAAUUGAGUACUGGUGAGGUACAUGGUACACCCUUCAAAAGUAGGUCGCAGUGACCUAGUUAUGGUACACUACACACGACCAUCCCAUUGAUGUUCUAUUUGCAUGCAAGGUUUGAUUAUCAUAUAUGCAUUGAUGAUAAAGAGAUGUUCUGGUAAUGGCAAGUUGAUGGCAGAUGUAUAGACAUACCAGUGGCGGAUCCAGAAAAUCCAUUUAGUGGAGCCCCAGUGAUAUGAGGUGGAAUGCCAAGGGAACUUUGGGGGAGGUUUGGAGGGGGAUUGUAAAAAAAUGAAAAUUAAUGUAUAAUAAAAUUAUUACUAUCACAAAAUUUAGGGGGGGGGCCUAGAUCCGACUCUGCAUACCAUAACAGGACUCAUCAAAGAUGGGUGUACAAGCAACUUGACAGGACAUGAUACCUGCAUUUAUCAUAAAUUAUUACACACAGGGGUGCUUAAAGUAUCUUUAGUAAAUUCUGCCCAAUAUGUUUUAUAAGCAUGGGUAGUAACCUGUUUUCAUAUGGUAUUUUGUAAGAAUAUAUUGUAGCAUUUUGCACUUAAGUGUACGCUUGUUGUGUCGAUAUAUAUAAUUUAUAUAUGCAUUUUUGUGAUGGAUGUAUGACAGUGAAUAAAUGGAAGUAUU
This is a messenger RNA of Gigantopelta aegis, 7983 nucleotides long. RefSeq lists its product as uncharacterized. The coding region runs from base 130 to 5835 and encodes 1901 amino acids. The record is from RefSeq and is a predicted model, not a curated record. The transcript has 23 exons. Gene Ontology annotation, molecular function: protein binding. Lineage: Eukaryota; Metazoa; Mollusca; Gastropoda; Neomphalida; Peltospiridae.